This is a messenger RNA of Erigeron canadensis, 826 nucleotides long. Its product is annotated as cytochrome B5-like protein. Bases 184 to 540 code for a protein of 118 amino acids. NCBI's taxonomy places the organism in Eukaryota, Viridiplantae, Streptophyta, Magnoliopsida, Asterales, Asteraceae. Gene Ontology annotation, molecular function: heme binding. Gene Ontology annotation, cellular component: intracellular membrane-bounded organelle; membrane. The transcript is spliced from 5 exons. The record is from RefSeq and is a predicted model, not a curated record.
CCAUAAACAAAAAAAAAAAAAAAAAAACAAAAGUUGAUCAACGUCACCAUCUUCUCUUCCACAUUAUCCGCUGUUAUAACCCACCCACUACUCAGUCCUAUCUAGAUCCACCGUGGUCGGGUCGGGUCAAGAUCCGUUACAUUUGUCUACUCCCAACUUAUUUAACACAAACACAUUAGGAAUAUGGAGCUAAUAGUGUUGACUUUGAUUGUUGGUUUGUUAUUAAGUUUGCUGUUUUUAGCCCCUCGAUUUCUCAAAUCAGAUCAAAAACAAAACAUUCAUUCAGAUUCUAACAACACUAAGUCUGUGAAAGCAUAUAACAAGGCUGAAAUUUCCUUGCACAACAAGAGGACGGAUUGUUGGAUCAUUAUCAAAGAGAAGGUAUAUGAUGUAACACCUUAUGUUGAAGAACACCCUGGUGGUGAUGCAAUUCUGUCUCAUGCUGGUGAUGACUCAACCGAAGGAUUUUUUGGGCCGCAGCAUGCAACACGAGUAUUUGAUAUGAUUGAUGACUUCUACAUUGGUGAGCUAGAAAAAUGAUGGCAUUUGAUAUGUGGGAUGUGCAAUAUGUUUUUGGGAUUAUAACGUUAGUCUAGCUGGAUAUGACAUUCUUCGUCUAUAGUCCGUUUGAGCAAGAUGAAAAUUAAGUGUUCGGAUGUAGACUAUUAAUUGAAUUCAGAGACAUGUCCUUUUCAAUCUGUCUUACGACUUUGGCCUCUGACGCAUUUUCAAGCCAUUGUAUCUCAUCUAAAAGGUGACAAAAAAACGGAGAACAGGUGUAACAUUCAUUUUAGAUGUAAACAUCUAAAUGGUUUUAGUUUGAUUA